CCGGCCGCGGUGUGCUCUUCGCGUUUGAGCCGGCUGCGGAGUCGUCAGCAUGUCCCUCGCGGCCUCCGCGGGCCGGGGUCCGGGGGCCAUAUGGUCCCCAACCCACGUGCAGGUGACGGUGCUGCAGGCGCGGGGCCUGCGGGCCAAGGGCCCCGGGGGCACGAACGACGCGUACGCGGUGAUGCAGGUGGGCAAGGAGAAGUACGCCACCUCGGUGUCCGAGCGCAGCCUGGGCGCGCCCGUGUGGCGCGAGGAGGCCACCUUCGAGCUGCCGCCACUGCUGUCCGCCGCGCCUGCGGCCGCCGCCACCCUGCAGCUCACCGUGCUGCACCGCGCGCUGCUCGGCCUCGACAAGUUCCUGGGCCGCGCCGAGGUGGACCUGUGGGCGCUGCACCGGGACCAGGGCCGCCGGAAGACACAGUGGUACCCCUUGAAGUCCAAGCCAGGAAAGAAGGAGAAGGAGCGAGGCGAGAUCGAGAUCGACGUCCAGUUCAUGAGGAACAACAUGACGGCCAGCAUGUUUGACCUCUCCGUGAAAGACAAGUCUCGGAACCCCUUCGGCAAGCUCAAGGACCGGGUCAAGGGGAAGAGUAAGGAUAGUGCUUCCGACACCGCCUCGGCCAUCGUCCCCAGCACGACGCCCUCGGUUGACAGUGACGAUGAGUCGUCUUCGAGAGACAAGAAGAAGAAGUCCAAGAUCAAGACCUUGUUUUCCAGGUCCAACCUGCAGAAGACGCCGCUCUCCCAGUCCUUGUCCGUCCUGCCCACUUCAAGGUCGGACAAGGUGCUGCUUCGUCCUGGCGACUUCCAGUCCCAGUGGGAGGACGACGACAAUGAGGACGAGUCCUCCUCCACCUCGGACGUCUCUUCUCACAAGAGAACAGCAAGUGCCGAACUCAGGCAGCUGAGCCAGAUCACCCUCAACGCCCCCAGGAAGGAGGGACUGUCCUUCCUUGGCGGCCUGCGGUCUAAGAACGACUCCCUCUCCCGCUCCAACGUCUGCAUCAACGGGAAUCACGUUUACCUGGAGCAGCCAGAGGCCAAGAGCGAGGCCAAGGACGGCAGCCCUGCCUCUUCCCCGUCCCCCCAGGGCUUCAGGAAGAAGCACUUGUUCUCCUCUACCGAAAACCUGGCUGCACGGCCCGGGAAGGAGCCUGGGGAAGGACGGGUGUCCCCCGACAGGCGGCUGUCCGAGUCUUCCCCCAAGGACUCUCUCAAGUCCAUGUCUUUGCCGUCCUACCGCGCGCUGGCCGGCGGGGACGUCAGGGCAAGCAUGGCUCCAGCAAAUCUGGACCCUGUGAAGGACGCCAAAGAGAGCAGGAAGCAGGAGAACAAGAAGUCCUCUUUGCUUGCCCUGGUGACGGGAAAGAAGGAUGUGGCCAAGGGUGGCGAAGGGGACAGCCCGCCUCCCGUCUCCGAGAAGGAGGAAGGUGUAGUCGCAGAAGCCAGGCGCAGGGAGGCUGGGCCGGGGCCCAUUGGAGACCUCGGGAGAAGACCCGAGAAAGAUGCUGCGGCUGUUGUCUCCAGUUGGGGUGACUCUCUGAACCCCUUCGAGGAUGUGCAGGUUGCAGACCCGCAAGCUGACCCAGAGGCCAAGUCUGAACCCAAGCCACCCGCUCCCUCUGCAAGAGCGCCUCAAACCAAAGCCGUCAAGCCUCGACUGGAAGUGCCUCCAGAGGCCCUACCCAGAGCCGGGCUCCCUUCUGCCCCUGCCUCUGCUUGCUCCCUCCCUGCGGCCCCUCCCAGGGCUGGUCAGGCACCUGUCCCCGCUGGUCUGGGGCGUGGCUCCGAGACACAGCCCUCUGGGAGUCCUCCUGUCCUCUGCUCUCCCUCAUCUCCCAUGGCAGCCCCCGUGUCCACGUCUACACCCAUCAGAGCCUGGCCUUCCGCAGACCAGGCCCAGGCUGGUGCCGAGGCGACGUCUCUGCUCCUUGAGGCUGAGCUGCAAGAGGAGCAUUUCACUCCAGUUCCUGACGCUGUUUGUUCUGCCUCGGGGUCGCUUGCCAGACAGCCUCCUGAGUCCACAUGUGGAGGGACAGCAGCCGUGCCACUGGAGACCCGCGAGGCAGGCCCGGAGGAGAAUUUCAGCAGCUGUGUGUCUGAACGGGUGCUCCCAGAGCAGCCCUCGGCAGGGCGAGAACUCCCCAGGCUCCCCCUGCAGACACAGGCCUGCAGCCCUGCAUCUGAAGAGGUCCAGGACGGACCGUCUGGCCUUCCCCUUAGCAGUGGCAGGAUUGCCAGCCCAGCCAGGAAGCCUCCGGUGGGGAGGACCUCUGACUUUGAGGAUCAGCCUGGGGCUUCGGUGGAGCAAAGUUGGGGAGGAGGAGCCACGUCCACAGUUAGCGAAGCCGCGUCACCGCCCGAGGUCGGGGGGCCGGUCCUUCUGUUCGACCCCGUGCAGAAGGUGGAGAAGGUGGGCCUACAUGGCGCCGAGGGCCGGAAGAUCAGGAAGCACGUGUCCUUUUCCGAGCAGCUCUUCACAGACGAGGAGGUGCCGCGGCCCCCGGGGAGGGCAGAAGGUGAAAGAGACCCCUCAGAGCGCCCACGUGGAGGGGCUGCCACUGGAAGAGUGUCUGCAGGGGAACCCCCUGGGUCUCCCCCACCAGAGCAUGCAGAGAUGGAGUCUGGGGCGGCACCCGGGCUGUCGGUUCACAGGGAGCCCCCUCCCACAGCGGGUACCCUGCUGCUUCCCUCGCGUGGAGACAGCGCCCCAGAGACAAGCUCAGCCGAAGACCCUCCCCUCUUUAGGGUCGAGGACGAUAGCCUGGUGACCCAGUGUCAGAGCAAAGCCAGCGAUCACGAGGGUUUAUCAUGCAGCCCCCUGAGCGACCUCCAGUCCGCGCCCGGUGCGAAGUGUCCAACCACGGCCGACCUGAACCUCACUCUGCCUUCCAUCCCUGAAGUUGCCUCAGAUGACGAGAGGGUCGAUCAGGCUGAAGGUGACAUCAGGACAGAGGAGUUGGCUGCUCUGGAAGUAGAAGCUUCCUCCUCGGGCCCGGAGCAGGGAGAGGGACCGAGGGAGGCCGCAGAUGGGCUGGCGCCUGCAGAGAGCCCAGGGAGCGCGAGUGACCUUGGAGCAGAGGCAGCCAGGGCAUCGGCUCCAGGUCCUCCCGAGCAGCCGGCAGACUUAGGUCUCGGCAGGAGCACAGGUUUGGGGGGACAGCUGCCAGGCCCAGGUGCUGGCCAGGGAGGCAGGCAGGAGGGACGUGGGAUGCCGGGGCAGCCUCCUGGCCCAGCCUUGGGCAGCCCCGAGCCCAGCCCCACCCUUCCAGAGCCCUUUUCCGCNNNUUCUGACACUCCCCACACCAGCACAGCAGAAUCUCCAAAAAAAGCCGCAGCGGAGGGCUCUGCUGGGAAAGGAGAACCUUUUGUCAAGAGGAAGCCGCUUCUUCAGGCCCGGGUCUCCCCCUCGGAGACACAUGCAGCCUCCGCUCCGCCAAGCGCUGGGACGGGGCCGGCCACGCACAGACUUCAUCCUGUGAAACCAAUGAGCACAGCAGCCACCAGGAUUGUCGGCUCCAGCUUGGGGACUGCCACCGUCAUCAGCGAGAACUUGAUCAACGAAGCCCUGAUGAAGAAGCACGACCCUGCAGACCCUGCUUCCGCGUAUGCACAGCUGACCCACGACGAGCUGAUCCAGCUGGUCCUCAAGCAGAAGGAGACCAUCGGGAAGAAGGAGCUCCAGGUCCGCGAGCUGGAGGACUACAUCGACAACCUGCUCGUCAGGGUCAUGGAGGAGACGCCCAACAUCCUCCGCGUGCCCGCGCAGGUCGGCAGGAAGGCAGGGAAGAUGUGAGUCGCCAGGAGGAGACCCUGAGCCGUUUCUGAGCUUGUCUCCACCUGGUUGAGGUCAAGGACUCAGGAGGCCCAGAAGCAGCCCACCGGCGCCAAGUCACCCUCUCCCCGGUGUGUUAUCUGGCAAGAGUCAAUCCUACCUGUUGAACCAGGGUAAUUAUUACAAAGAAGCUUUUCUGUACAUCCCCAGAAUUCUAUUUCUGAAUCCACGGUGCCUUUAACUGAGUGUAAACAUUU
Molecule: messenger RNA, 4032 nt
Organism: Tupaia belangeri chinensis (Chinese tree shrew)
Lineage: Eukaryota; Metazoa; Chordata; Mammalia; Scandentia; Tupaiidae
Gene: RAB11FIP1
Product: RAB11 family interacting protein 1
Exons: 7
Coding region: 50-3796 (1248 amino acids)
Biological process (GO): regulated exocytosis
Cellular component (GO): intracellular membrane-bounded organelle
Molecular function (GO): small GTPase binding
Source: RefSeq, a predicted model, not a curated record